This is a messenger RNA of Lemur catta (Ring-tailed lemur), 3176 nucleotides long. RefSeq names its product protein phosphatase 1 regulatory subunit 13 like (gene PPP1R13L). The transcript is spliced from 13 exons. Bases 157 to 2643 code for a protein of 828 amino acids. NCBI's taxonomy places the organism in Eukaryota, Metazoa, Chordata, Mammalia, Primates, Lemuridae. Gene Ontology annotation, biological process: regulation of transcription by RNA polymerase II; positive regulation of cell differentiation. The record is from RefSeq and is a predicted model, not a curated record. Gene Ontology annotation, molecular function: transcription factor binding.
AAAUUAAAAAUAAUACCCGAGAUUGCGACGACAGGGCUCAUGGCGUGGCAAUUAGAGAGGAUAGUUCCCAUUGUCUAGAGAAAUCUCAGGCGACUGCCCAGAGGUCUCACACCGAAUGAAAUUUGCUGAACCCAGGCGCCCGCUCCAGCUGGCACCAUGGACAGCGAGGCGUUUCAGAAUGCACGGGACCUUCUGGACCUGAACUUCCAGUCGCUGGCCAUGAAGCACAUGGAGCACAUGAAGCAGAUGGAGCUGGACACGGCGGCAGCCAAGGUGGACGAACUGACCAAGCAGCUGGAGUCGCUGUGGUCAGACUCGCCGGCACCUCCUGGCCCACAGGCGGGAGCCCCUUCUAGGCUGUCCCGGUACAGCUCCAGCCCGGUUCCGGAAUCCAUGGGCAGCCGAGGGUCCCCCCGGAAGGCGGCCACCGACGGCACGGACACGUCAUUCCCACGCUCGGAGAGCGCCCCGGCCCUGCAUCCCUACAGCCCGUUGUCCCCCAAGGGCCGGCCGUCGUCUCCCCGCACUCCGCUCUACCUGCAGCCUGACGCCUACAGCAGCCUGGAGCGCGCACCCUCGCCGCGGCCCCGCGCCUUCGACGGUGCAAGCGGCUCCCUCGGCCGCGCGCCCUCCCCGCGGCCAGGCCCGCUCCGCCAGCAGGGUCCCCCCACGCCCUUCGACUUCCUGGGCCGCGCCGGCUCCCCGCGUGGCAGCCCUCUGGCCGAGGGGCCCCAGGCCUUCUUCCCCGAGCGCGGGCCCUCGCCGCGCCCCCCUGCCUCCGCCUACGAGGCGCAGUCCGCGUUUGGGAGCCCCCUGCUGGGCGCGGGCGGAAGCGCCUUUGCCCCGCCUCUGCGCGCACAAGACGACCUGACGCUGCGCCGGCGGCCCCCCAAAGCCUGGAAUGAGUCUGACCUAGACGUGGCGUACGAGAAGAAGUCUUCGCAGAGCUAUGAACGCCUGGACGUCUUCGCGCGGCCUGCCUCUCCGGGCCUGCAGCUGUUGCCCUGGAGGGAGAGCAGCCUGGACGGGCUGGGAGCCACUGGCAAGGACAACCUCACCAGCGCCACCCUGCCGCGCAAUUACAAGGUCUCCCCUCUGGCCAACGACAGGCGUUCAGAUGUGGGCAGCUACCGCCGUUCGCUGGGCUCCGCGGGGCCGUCAGGCACCUUGCCCCGCAGCUGGCAGCCCGUCAGCCGUAUCCCCAUGCCUCCUUCCAGCCCCCAGCCCCGCAGCGCCCCGCGCCAGCGCCCCAUCCCCCUCAGCAUGAUAUUCAAGCUGCAGAAUGCCUUCUGGGAGCAGGGGGCCAGCAGGGCCAUGUUCCCUGGGUCCCCCAUCUUCACCCGAGCACCCCCGCCUAAGCUGCCUCCCCAGUCCCAGCUGCCCCCGCAGCCCCAGCCGCCCUCCCAGCCCCAGCCACAACCACAGCCCCAGCUGCCCCCUCAGCCCCAACCCCAACCCCCUACCCCAGCCCCCCAGCCUCCCCAACAGACAUGGGCCCCUGUGAAUGAAGGCACCCCCAAACCCCCUGCCGAGCUGGAGCCUGAACCGGAGAUAGAGGGGCUGCUGGCACCAGUGCUGGAGGCCGGCGACACAGAUGAAGGCACUGUCACCCGGCCCCUCAGCCCCACAAGGCUGCAGCCUGCACUGCCACCUGAGGCGCAGUCGGUGCCCGAGCUGGAGGAGGUGGCACGGGUGCUGGCGGAGAUUCCUCGGCCCCUCAAACGCAGGGGCUCCAUGGAGCAGAGCCCCGCCGUGGCCCUGCCCCCCACCCACAAGAAACAGUACCAGCAGAUCAUCAGCCGCCUCUUCCAUCGUCACGGCGGGCCGGGGCCUGGGGGCCCUGAACCAGAGCUGUGCCCCAUCACAGAGGGGUCUGAGGCCAGGGCAGGGCCCCCUGCUCCUGCCCCACCAGCUCCCAUCCCAACCCCGGCUCCGCCCCAGAGCAGCCCACCAGAGCAGCUGCAGAGCAUGGAAAUGCGCUCGGUGCUGCGGAAGGCGGGGUCCCCGCGCAAGGCCCGCCGUGCACGCCUCAACCCGCUUGUGCUGCUGCUGGACGCCGCCCUGACCGGGGAGCUGGAGGUGGUGCAGCAGGCCGUGAAGGAGAUGAACGACCCGAGCCAGCCCAACGAGGAGGGCAUCACCGCCCUGCACAACGCCAUCUGCGGCGCCAACUACCCCAUCGUGGACUUCCUCAUCGCCGCGGGCGCCAAUGUCAACUCCCCCGACAGCCACGGCUGGACCCCGUUGCACUGCGCAGCGUCGUGCAACGACACGGCCAUCUGCAUGGCGCUGGUGCAGCACGGCGCCGCAAUCUUCGCCACCACGCUCAGUGACGGCGCCACGGCCAUUGAGAAGUGCGACCCCUACCGCGAGGGUUAUGCCGACUGCGCCACCUACCUAGCAGACGUGGAGCAGAGUAUGGGGCUGAUGCACAACGGGGCGGUGUACGCUCUCUGGGACUACAACGCCGAGUUCGGGGACGAGCUGUCCUUCCGCGAGGGCGAGUCGGUCACCGUGCUGCGGAGGGACGGGCCGGAGGAGACAGACUGGUGGUGGGCUGCGCUGCACGGCCAGGAGGGCUACGUGCCACGUAACUACUUCGGGCUCUUCCCUAGGGUGAAGCCACAGAGGAAUAAAGUCUAGCGGGACAGAAGGAUGUUUCGGAGGGACAGGAGCAGGCAGCCCUGCCUUGGCUCCAGACCUCCUCCUCCAUUUACUGCUGCCUUUACCUGCACCCCCAGCCCUGCAGGGGUGCAGCCCUUACCACCAGUCCUCUGCUCUCCCCGAAGCCCAGGGCAGAAGGAGAACCCCAGCCUUAAGUUUAGGAACCUGCCUUAGCCCUUGGAGGUCCUGGUGGGGCUGGGAAUCACUGGGGCAGGAGACACCCCUCCUUUUUGCCACGUCAGAUCCCGUCCAAAGUGCCUCCCACCCCUAGUGCCACUCCCCCCAGCCCCAGCAGCACAACCCACUGGUGAUCCCCCCUUGAUUUCCCUCGGAGUCACCUCUGACCCCACUCCUCCCAGCGGCCUUGGGGGUACAAAAGGCACAUUGGUCUCUGCCAGGAUCCCUGCCCCACCUCUCCUCAAUGAAGUGCCUUCACACAGCGCUGGUUUUAUGUUUAUAACAAAAUGGGGACAUUUUUCUUUAUAAAUAAAGGUAGUUUGCACAGAAAUUGA